Molecule: messenger RNA, 332 nt
Organism: Effrenium voratum
Lineage: Eukaryota; Dinophyceae; Suessiales; Symbiodiniaceae
Source: the annotation of a GenBank genome assembly
GCAGCAACAUCAGCAGCACUAGCUCGGCAAGCGGGCGACACAAUGUCGUCCGGGCAAUGGUGGGACGAGAGCUGGCGUGCUCCGAGGAGGGCUUCCAGAGGCGGCAGGACGAGCGGAUGGAGCAGGUACGCCAGAUCGCGUCCCUCACCGAGCAGGUGGCGCAGCAGAACGCGGACAUCCACGCGAUGGCCACCGAGCUGACGGUGGGGAGGCUCAACAUCGCGGAGCUGCAGAAGGAGCUCGACAAGGCAAACACGCCGAAGAGGGCGCGGAAGGAGCUCGACAAGGUGCCUCAGGCGGACACCUCGAAGAAGACGCGGAAGGAGAAGUAG